UCGGCGCGCAUGCGUUCCCCGCACCCGCCUCAAGUCGCAACCGCGUACUGAGCACUUUUCUUAUUAAACUCAUUCAUAUAAACACUUGGACUGUCACAUGAAGGCGGGGCUCCCUGUAACUCCACAGUGACGUGAUGAGGCUUGUCUUGGUCAAACCUACCAAUGAAACGGGCCUUCUUGACUCCACCGGGGCUGCGCGCAGCGAAAGAGUGCCGGAUCAUUGCAACGCAAAGCGGCACUCCGCCGCAGGUGAGGCGGAGAUGCAGCAUCGCUACUCGGGAGCUGUCCAUCAGCACCACCGCCACCACCACAACGCGGAGCACAGGGGUGGCCCUAGACAGACCGCACACCCCUUGCCAAAACAGAGCCAAGAGAGCCUGCCCAGCCCUUUCAGUCAGGAAGCACCAGUCAAAAGCCAAGGGAGCAACCCAAGUCUCGCGGACUGUUCCAAACCCUCCCUAAGUCGGCAGCAGAGUGUUGCAGGGGCUGCCAAAACUGCGAAUUGCCAACAAGAUCACUGUUCGUGCAGCUGCGGAUUGCUAGAGCAUCAACAGCUGUUGCAGCAACAGCAGCAGCAUCAGCAUCACAACCCUCCACCUUCCCUCCAGCUACAGGUUCAGCAGCAGCGGCUGCUGAGGAGCAGCGUACCCAACUGCUGCGUGAGGGGAUCCGCGGAGCUAAGAAGCCAGCAGCCGUCUUUGCUGCAGCAGCACCGCGACAAAGACAGCCUGAGAUCAGGCGAGCAGCGGAAUCUAGCGUGGACGCCUGAUAGAUGCCAGGGAGCCAGGAACUCCGUUUCGCCGCGGAGUAAAAGCAGCCCGCUGUCCUCUGACAGUCGCCUGUGGCUCGAGGAGAAUAAACACAGACACGAAGGCUGCAAGGUGAAUGCGGAUGCCAACAGGCUGAGCCAUGCUGGAUCGCGGCCUUCCCUGUCCCACGGCAGCCCACAGUAUCCUCAGAUAGCCAUGAACAGCUGCAAGUACAAUGGGGGCAUAGUCAGACCACUCGGCAGUCUGGGGGCAUCCCGGAGGAACCUAGCAGAGCUGGACUCUGAGACACAGCCUUUGCAGACCCUGCACACUUCCGGCCUGGAGGUGGUGGUCUCCAAAGGGAAUGGGGAAGACCUUAGUAAGCAGUCCACUGAGAACCUUGUGAGGCAAAGACCAUGCACCGCUCCGCAUAAGAAGAACAAGGACAUUGGCUAUAAGCUCGGGCACCGGAGGGCACUGUUUGAGAAACGCAAGCGCCUUAGCGACUAUGCCCUGAUUUUUGGAAUGUUUGGGAUUGUUGUCAUGGUGACGGAGACCGAACUCUCCUGGGGAGUGUAUACAAAGGAAUCCUCAUAUUCAUUUGCACUGAAAUGCCUUAUUAGCCUCUCCACUGUAAUUCUGCUCUGUCUGAUCAUUAUGUACCACGCACGAGAGAUUCAGCUCUUUAUGGUUGACAAUGGAGCAGACGACUGGCGGAUAGCCAUGACAUACGAGCGUAUCCUGUUCAUCGUUUUGGAGCUGCUGGUGUGUGCCAUCCACCCCAUUCCAGGUCAGUACGUCUUCACCUGGACCGCCCGCCUGGCCUUCACCUACACCCCAUCUGUGGCGGAUGCAGACGUGGACAUCAUCCUCUCCAUCCCCAUGUUCCUGCGGCUGUAUCUGAUUGGCCGGGUCAUGCUCCUGCACAGUAAGCUCUUUACGGACGCCUCAUCACGCAGUAUCGGAGCCCUCAAUAAGAUCAACUUUAACACACGCUUUGUCAUGAAGACUUUGAUGACUAUCUGCCCAGGCACAGUCCUGCUGGUUUUCAGCAUAUCAUCAUGGAUCAUUGCUGCCUGGACUGUGCAUGUCUGUGAGAGAUACCAUGAUAAAGUGGAAGUCACCAGUAACUUCUUGGGAGCCAUGUGGCUGAUCUCCAUAACCUUCCUGUCUAUUGGUUAUGGAGACAUGGUGCCUAACACAUACUGUGGGAAAGGAGUGUGUCUCCUUACUGGAAUCAUGGGGGCCGGUUGCACUGCCCUAGUGGUGGCUGUCGUAGCCAGGAAGCUAGAGCUCACCAAGGCUGAAAAGCAUGUCCAUAACUUUAUGAUGGACACUCAACUCUGCAAAAGAGUGAAAAACACGGCUGCUAAUGUACUCAGGGAAACAUGGCUCAUCUACAAACACACAAAGCUUGUGAAGAAGAUUGACCAUGCCAAGGUCCGGAAACAUCAGCGCAAGUUUCUGCAGGCCAUUCACCAAGCUCAGAAACUGCGAAGUGUGAAGAUGGAGCAAAGAAAGCUGAAUGAUCAAGCAAACACGCUGGUGGACUUGGCAAAGACACAGAAUGUGAUGUACGACCUUGUCUCAGAGCUGCAGGAGCGCAGUGAGGAGCUAGAAAAGCGGAUCGGUCACCUAGAGGCAAAACUGGACUCCAUAAACAGCAGUCUGCAGGCUCUGCCUGGCCUGCUCUCACAAGCCAUACAGCAGCAACAGCACCACCUGCUGGACAGGCUGACCCAGCGAGGGUUCACUCUCACGACGCGACCCUCCUCACAGACCUCCGAACGCUCCUGGGCGUCAUCCGUGCACCGACGGAGAUCACCCUCUACUGCACCACACACGUCCUCCGAUAGCGGCUAGCACGCUCUCACACACACCAAACCAUACUCUAAACCUACACACACACACUCCUACACACCUCUGUCAUCAACUAACACUGCUAAAUAUACUUUUAGUACUAAAACGUUAACAAGAAUGACAACUCCAACACACUGGAAUAAAAUGUAACAAAUUAACACAUCAUGGUAGAGAUAUGGUUUAUGUUUAGCCAUUGUAUGGCUGUUUAAAGUUAGCUUUUUUGUAAAGCCCUUGUAUAGUAUGGACUGGAUUCAGACUGCAGGGGGUGGAAUGGAUUUAUAUAGAGAGAUUUAGUUUGGAAAAAGAGAAUUCAAUGAGCUAAACCCAUGGAAACAAAGAGGACUGAGAAGAAAGGAAAAUGCGAGAGAGGAAGUCGCCAGACAGGCAGUGAUUACAGGUAUAGGCUAUGUUCUGAAUAGCAUACCAGCAUGCUACUUAUUCUUACUGCAGUAUAUAUUUGUAUACAGUGUACAGUAUGCAAAUUUUAUGUAUGCAUUAAAAUGCCCUACGACAUUUGUUAGAGAACAUCGCAGUGAAUACCGUUUCCCACAAUGCAAUACAUUCGGCUUUUCUUUUUCAGCAUUAUUUUUAGCAUAAAACAUAAGACAAUUUUUGCCCAAACUUUAAUUAUCCCGCACUUGGUCCUUGGUUAUUUCAGACCAAAAAAAAGUAUGUUUUGAAAUGUUUGAAUUUAACAAUAGUACAAAACUUGGUGUCUUUUGUGGCACUUACGAUAUGAAAAAAAUUUAUGUGGACAUGAUUAAAUGAAAAUAUUUAUUUAUAUUCUAUUUAUAUAGAAAUAAAUAAUUUAGAGGUGAUUCUUAUCUGAAAUCCCCUCAAAAUGCUUAAUAUUAAGGGAUCAAACAUUCAAUGUUAUAAGAUCACAUGACAACAACUACACAUUUGCAGAAUAUUGCAAAUUCAAUGGAAGAAGUAGUACUGUAAACAGUAUAUAUUGCACAUUAUUAAGUACUAAGCUGGUAUUCUAAUCCAUUAAAUAAAGGCUCGUAGAAUUGUUGUUGAAUUGUCCAGCUCACAGAAGCUGAGGAAGGGCCUUUGGAAGACUUGUAUAUCAAACUUUAGCCAGAUAUUAAGAAAAUACCUUAAAAAACAAGCAAAAAAGAUUAAAUGUUAUUGUCAAAUGGAUAUUAUUCAGACUAAAAAAAUUAGCUAGUCCAAUUCAUCUGAUAAAUGUUUCCACAUUACACAUUUUCUUUAUAUUACACUGACCACAUUCAAGGUCUAAUAGAAUAAUAUGCAUUCGCUCUAUAGGAAUAAACAAUAUUCAGCACACUUUUUCCACUAGCAGGUGUAAAAGGCUGUUUAGUGUUUUACAGGAGCUGAAUAACAUUGAAUAUGAUUCCAGCAGAGCUUCCAAGGGUCUUUAAAGCUCGGGCAAUCUGUUAGACAGAUUAUGUCAGGAUCUUCGCACGUUUCAAUGCAAAUGACGAUGGAGCUGACCUAUAGGAUGGUUUUCUCUUAAUUUUUCCUUUCUUUUCUUUUCUCUUCUCAUUUUUUACAGAGAUUCCUUUUUUAUUAUUUACCUAGAUUUUUAUAGCUUGUAGAGGAUAUACAAAAUGUUACAGCAGAGUGGCAGCAUAGAUGAAAACAUGCAUUCCUUGAUCAAAGACUUCCAAAAAUUAAUUUAAACAAAAUGUAGAAGAGAACAACAGGAGAUGAACCCCACACUUGGAUAUCAUUACCACUUACAUCAAUUAACCAAUUUGGUUCCCAGUUCUAGGUUUAGAAUGAAAGCAUCAAGAUGUGAUUGUCAUUACGGGUUUGAAAAACAGCAAACUGCCUUUACUGUGUGUCUUUGGCCUUGUUGACCAAGCUGUAGCGGAUUUACAUAAUGCUGGGCUCCAAUAUAAAGAAAUAAAUGAACAAAUCCA
Molecule: messenger RNA, 4501 nt
Organism: Cyprinus carpio (common carp)
Lineage: Eukaryota; Metazoa; Chordata; Actinopteri; Cypriniformes; Cyprinidae
Gene: kcnn1b
Product: potassium intermediate/small conductance calcium-activated channel, subfamily N, member 1b
Exons: 10
Coding region: 135-2612 (825 amino acids)
Biological process (GO): potassium ion transmembrane transport
Cellular component (GO): neuronal cell body; plasma membrane; neuron projection
Molecular function (GO): calmodulin binding; small conductance calcium-activated potassium channel activity
Source: RefSeq, a predicted model, not a curated record